Messenger RNA from Pygoscelis adeliae (Adelie penguin), 3023 nucleotides. It is a transcript of the gene MFSD1, whose product is annotated as major facilitator superfamily domain containing 1. The coding region runs from base 1 to 1311 and encodes 436 amino acids. The record is from RefSeq and is a predicted model, not a curated record. Gene Ontology annotation, biological process: transmembrane transport. Gene Ontology annotation, cellular component: lysosome. Gene Ontology annotation, molecular function: transmembrane transporter activity. NCBI's taxonomy places the organism in Eukaryota, Metazoa, Chordata, Aves, Sphenisciformes, Spheniscidae. The transcript has 14 exons.
AUGAUGGUGAACACAGCUCAGUUCAUGGCGCUCUAUGCCUGGUAUUCCUGGCCCAAUGUGGUUCUUUGCUUCUUUGGAGGUUUUCUGAUAGACAGAGUUUUUGGAAUACGGUUGGGCACUAUAAUAUUUAGUGUCUUUGUUUGUGUCGGGCAGGUAAUUUUUGCUUUGGGAGCACUACUCAAUACUUUCUGGAUGAUGGACAUGGGCAGAUUCAUAUUUGGAAUAGGUGGAGAGUCCUUAGCGGUGGCACAAAACACAUACGCAGUCAGUUGGUUUAAAGGCAAGGAGUUAAAUCUUGUGUUUGGAUUACAACUAAGCAUGGCCAGAAUUGGGAGCACAGUGAACAUGAAUAUCAUGGGAUGGAUAUACUCUAGAGUUCGAGAUCUUCUGGGGUAUACUGGUCCCAGUACUCUUGGGUUAACUCUCAUGAUAGGUGGCGUAACAUGUCUCUUUUCACUGACCUGUGCAUUAAUCCUUGCUUAUCUGGACAAGAGAGCAGAGAAGCUCCUUUGUAAAGAGCAAGGGAAAACGGGUGAAGUGAUUAAGCUAACUGAUGUGAAGGACUUCUCUUUGUCCUUGUGGCUUAUAUUUGUAAUCUGUGUCUGUUACUAUGCAGCGAUUUUUCCUUUCAUUGGACUUGGAAAGGUUUUCUUUAUUGAGAAAUUCAAAUUCUCAUCUGAAGAAGCAAGUGCAAUUAACAGUAUUGUGUAUAUCAUAUCGGCAUCCAUGUCCCCAGUCUUUGGACUCCUGGUGGAUAAACUUGGAAAGAAUAUCAUCUGGGUUUUAUGUGCUGUAAUAACUACACUUGCUUCUCAUAUUAUGUUGGCUUUUACCUUCUGGAACCCCUGGAUAGCAAUGUGUUUGCUAGGAGUGGCCUACUCAUUGCUUGCCUGUGCCCUGUGGCCCAUGGUGGCCUUUGUUGUUCCAGAACACCAGCUGGGAACUGCUUAUGGCUUUAUGCAGUCUAUCCAGAAUCUCGGUCUGGCAAUUAUUGCUAUAGCAGCUGGGAUGAUUCUGGACACAAAAGGAUACUUGUUUCUUGAAGUCUUCUUCAGUGCCUGUGUUUGCUUGUCACUAAUAGCUGUAGUCAUGCUGUAUUUUGUGAAUCACCUCACAGGUGGUGAUCUCAACUGGUCUGCAAAGAAAAGGGAAAAAUUGCAAAAAGUAGCUGCAACUGAAGUGGAAGAACAAGAGAGACUCAGACGUCAAAAUGAAGAUGACUUGGCUAAAUUACGGCCAAAAGCUGAUGACUUCAGUUUAAGGAAUAAAUACCUCUCCAAACUAGGUGCUCAGAUGUUAGUAACAAAGUAGGGGUUUUCAUAAUGAAGAAUAGAACAAUGAGAUGUUUAUUUUAAGAACUUGGCUUAUUGUUUCAAAUAGCCAGCAAAUCAACCUCUGAUUAAAAUGCUAAAUGCAUGCUUGUUCUCAGAAAUGAAGUCUCACCAAUGGUAAUUAAAAAUCUAAUGAAGAAAACUAAUCAAUGUCUGGCGGACCAAAUAAGUCGAGGAGCAGGCUUAUUAUGAUGCAUAAUUCUUUUUAUUUUUUUGCAGCUACCAGAUAAUUACUUUUCCUAUUUAUCGACAAUGGUACACAGAAGUGUGUUGAAACAGCAUCUUGCCCCACUUGCAAAAGCGGCUAUAUGUUGAAGUUCCUGGUACACAAAACUUUGUUUCCAAGUACUGACAACUACCGCAGCAAAAGCAGAGUGAUGCACCAUACUUUUCUGCAAGCAUAGAUCCUGUUUUUAAAAUACUUGGCUUAAGCUCCCCCUCCGCACUGUGGGUAAAUAACACAGAUAUCAAUGAAGGACCAUCUGGCUGUUUAUUUGAAGCCAUGAGCUAUGUACUACACCCUCCUGUCUAAAAUACUUAGUGAGUGGCUUGAGUCGAUAGCGAAGACUUGAUCUCUUCAACAAUAUCUGAAAUGUGAAAGCUUUGUUUCAGUAAUCAAACUGCUGUGAAAUGAGCCUUGAUAUGUAGGUAUGGGUUAUUUAGCCUCUCAAGUUGGACAACUUGGUUACUGUGUUGGAAAUGGUCUGUUUCAUUUUUCUUAUGGAAAAAUGUAAGGAAGGACUACCUUUUUACUUCGGUCCAAGCAAAUAUUUCAGAGGAAACCAAACUAUACAAUUUCAGUGUUACAGUUCAAAAAGUGCUAGCCCUGGAAUUUAAUACCAGGUCACAGGCCUAGCAAUAAACCUCAUGUAAGUCCUGAUUAAUGUGAAAAUUGAUGUAUUUUUAAGAGGUUGUGACUAAAAAUGAUGAAGAGUUAAAUGCAAGAACUGAAGCUUGGCAUUCAGUGGAAAAAUGUUCAGUUUCGUAAUGAAACUUAACGCUUUCCCAUAAUUUCUGUGGAAGACUUGUUGCUGAAUAGGUAGUUCCUACUAACUCCUGCAGAGUACAUUUUUCUUUGUUUUUGUUACUUAUAAAGGCUUACUCAUGUAAUUGGACAAACUAUUCCUAAACUAAGCUAAUCUUACUUUAAAAGGCAAGAGCAUCUGGCUUUCUGGAGCACUAGGUACACCAAACGAAGAGCUUUGCUAUACAGGAGCACAGGGGUGAGUGAGCUUUCCUUGGCUGACUUCAGGACUCCUUAUGUGCCACAAAAUGCAUAAGAGCCUUUGAUGAAUUGCUUGACUGCAGAGAAAGUAAUUUGUUGUAAUAAAAAUGUUACAUUAUACCUGUAAUAUUUUUUUGCUUACAGUAAUUUAAGCAGACCUUCUGGAACUCAUAGUCUUAAGGUGUGUUUUUUUUUUUUUAAAGAUACUUUUCAGUGGAGAUUUCUUUCAUGUUCCUGAAAGACUAAGCCAGGACUAUUUUGGUUAAUAGUUCUGUAUUCUGAAGAACAAUCUAGGAAAAUAAAGUAGCAGGUUGUGAACUAUGCUGAGCUUGCUGCCAAAGGGGAGUAGUACACUGACCUGUGAUAAUUUUUAUUGGUGCUUUCUGUGCUCCCUUUGAGAACCAAGCACUAUCAGCUCUGAGACUGGUUGAUGCAAGUUGGUUUGUUUUUCCUUGUAGACUUGUGAA